Messenger RNA from Helobdella robusta, 654 nucleotides. RefSeq lists its product as hypothetical. Lineage: Eukaryota; Metazoa; Annelida; Clitellata; Rhynchobdellida; Glossiphoniidae. The coding region runs from base 1 to 654 and encodes 217 amino acids. The record is from RefSeq and is a predicted model, not a curated record. The transcript has 4 exons.
AUGGACAGCUUGAUGAAUGGAGGGACAUUCAGAUUGGAAUAUGUUAGCAUGGUUGAAGAUUGCAUGAAGAGAUGCACUGAACAUGCGGAUGAAUGUAACUACUUCUUAUUUCGUGCCGUGUAUGACCAAUGCUUCUUACAGGUAAAUAGUAGUUCAGCGUUUGCUUUCGAAGAUGAUGGUUCUUCAGAUAUCUACAUGAAAACUGAGUGCAGCAAAAACAUGGAACGCCAAAAAAGAGUUGAGUCAAUACCAUCCUGGUAUGCCAGUGCUGGAAAGACAGAACCACCACCAGAUAUAAACAACAAGGAACUGAGUGUUGGGCCACAAGCAACUCCACCGGUCAUAAAUUUGGAAAUAACAGAACAGAAGAAUAUAACCAAAAACUUGUCAAAAGUGGUCUCAAAUAAAGUCUGUUGGGAAAAGUUUAAAAACAAAGCUGUGGACCUACUAAUGCAAAGACACGAUUUUAAAUUAGUAAAAGUCAAGAACGUUAAAAAAUGUAGAAAGAAAUGCCUUAAAUUUGGUCGCCAGUGUCAGCACUUUGUGUUCAUUGGGCUCUUCGAUUACUGCUACAUCGAAAUCGAGGGCGGUUACACUAUUGUUUUAGAGGAAAUGUUUUCUUCUGAAGUUCAUCGGAGACAGAAGUGCAAGUGA